AUGGCCCGCUGGAUCCCGACCAAGAGGCAGAAGUACGGGGUUGGUGAGUGCUCGCCCCACCCCGCCCGCCUGCCGAGAAGUUCGCGGGAGCGGCCCUGCCUUGCGCAAAGUUGGGCGGCGGACGCCGGGCCACUGGGUACCCGCGCUGCCCGGCACCGGGUCCGGCUCCCGCUGCCCUCGCCGGCGCAGUCAAAGCUCAGCUCCCGCGGAGGCAGUUCCCGGUUGGGGACGUCCCUCCAGGUUUGGGGAAUCCGAGUGGCUAAAAGUGCACUCGGGCUCCGGGACUGUAGACUGGAAUUAAAGAGCAAAAGAAAAAAUCCACUUGGCCUUUGGGGACAUCAUUGCAUUAAAUCCAGGGCAAAGAUCAAAGCGAUCUAUAACUACAAUGCCUCUCAAGAUGUGGAGCUGUCCUUGCAGAUUGGAGACACGGUUCACAUCCUGGAGAUGUAUGAGGGUUGGUAUUACCAGGCCCAGAAGAAGACGAGAAAGGGGAUUUUCCCUGAAACGUACAUCCAUUUGAAGGAGGCAACCGUGGAAGACCGAGGGCAGCACGAGACCGUGAUUCCUGGGGAGCUCCCGCUGGUGCAGGAGCUCACGUCGACGCUGCGAGAAUGGGCUGUCAUCUGGCGGAAGCUCUAUGUGGACAACAAGACCAUACUCUUCCACCAGCUGCAGCAGAUGACGUACAGCCUGAUCGAGUGGCGGUCCCAGAUCCUGUCUGGAACCCUCCCCAAGGACGAACUGGCAGAGCUCAAGAAAAAGGUCACAGCCAAAAUUGAUCAUGGGAACAGAAUGCUUGGGUUAGAUCUGGUCGUGAGAGAUGACAACGGGAACAUUUUGGACCCAGAUGAAACCAGCACCAUUGCCCUUUUCAAGGCCCAUGAAAUGGCCUCAAAAAGGAUUGAGGAAAAGAUCCAAGAAGAGAAGUCAGUUCUUCAGAACCUGGACUUGCGGGGCCAGUCUGUCUUCAGUGCCGUCCACACCUACGGCCUCUAUGUGAACUUCAAGAACUUUGUCUGCAACAUUGGGGAAGACGCCGAGUUGUUCAUGGCCCUCUAUGACCCGGACCAGUCCACCUUUAUCAGUGAGAAUUACCUAAUUCGUUGGGGCAGUAAUGGGAUGCCCAAGGAAAUCGAGAAGCUUAAUAACCUUCAAGCGGUUUUUACUGACCUCAGUAGCACAGACCUCAUCCGGCCCCGCAUCAGCCUCGUGUGCCAGAUUGUCCGGGUGGGCCACAUGGAGCUGAAGGAGGGCAAAAAGCACACGUGUGGGCUCCGAAGACCGUUUGGAGUAGCAGUGAUGGAUAUUACUGAUAUCAUCCAUGGGAAGGUGGAUGAUGAAGAAAAGCAGCAUUUUAUUCCCUUUCAGCAAAUUGCAAUGGAAACCUAUAUCCGGCAGAGACAGCUAAUCAUGUCGCCCCUGAUAACAUCCCAUGUGAUUGGGGAGAAUGAGCCACUCACUUCAGUCUUGAAUAAAGUGAUAGCAGCGAAGGAAGUGAAUCACAAAGGACAAGGACUUUGGGUAUCUUUGAAGCUUUUGCCAGGUGACCUCUCGCAGGUUCAGAAGAAUUUUUCACACCUGGUGGAUAGAUCAACUGCAAUCGCCCGAAAAAUGGGCUUUCCUGAAAUAAUACUUCCAGGGGACGUGCGGAAUGAUAUUUAUGUCACUUUGAUCCACGGGGAGUUUGACAAAGGGAAAAAGAAGACGCCAAAGAACGUGGAGGUGACCAUGUCUGUGUACGAUGAGGAGGGCAAGCUCCUGGAGAAAGCAAUUCAUCCUGGUGCUGGAUAUGAAGGCAUUUCAGAGUACAAAUCAGUAGUCUAUUACCAAGUCAAGCAGCCCUGUUGGUAUGAGACUGUCAAGGUAUCCAUCGCUAUAGAAGAGGUUACUCGCUGCCAUAUAAGAUUUACCUUCCGACACAGGUCAUCUCAGGAAUCCAGAGAUAAAUCAGAGCGAGCCUUUGGCGUGGCCUUCGUGAAACUGAUGAACCCGGACGGUACCACUCUGCAGGAUGGGAGGCAUGAUCUGGUGGUUUAUAAGGGUGACAACAAGAAAAUGGAAGAUGCUAAGUUCUAUCUGACCCUGCCAGGAACUAAGGUAGAGAUGGAAGAAAAAGAGCUCCAAGCGUCCAAAACCCUGGCCAACUUUACCCCAAGCAAGGAUAGCACAAAAGACAGCUUUCAGAUCGCCACCCUCAUUUGCUCCACAAAACUCACCCAGAAUGUUGACCUGUUGGGACUGUUAAAUUGGCGUUCGAACUCCCAGAACAUUAAACACAACUUAAAGAAGUUAAUGGAAGUGGAUGGAGGCGAGAUUGUUAAGUUUUUGCAAGAUACACUAGAUGCACUUUUUAACAUAAUGAUGGAAAUGUCAGACAAUGAAACCUAUGACUUCCUUGUGUUUGAUGCACUGGUAUUUAUUAUCUCACUGAUAGGAGACAUCAAGUUCCAGCAUUUUAAUCCUGUCCUUGAAACCUACAUCUACAAGCACUUCAGUGCCACUCUGGCAUAUGUGAAACUCUCCAAGGUACUGAACUUUUAUGUGGCUAAUGCAGAUGACUCCAGCAAGACAGAAUUGCUUUUCGCUGCUUUGAAAGCCCUGAAGUACUUGUUUCGAUUCAUCAUCCAAUCUAGAGUACUCUACUUGAGAUUUUAUGGCCAAAGCGAAGAUGGAGAUGAAUUUAAUAAUUCAAUCCGCCAGUUAUUUCUUGCUUUCAAUAUGCUAAUGGACAGGCCCCUGGAGGAAGCUGUCAAGAUCAAGGGGGCAGCUCUGAAGUACCUUCCUAGCAUCAUUAACGACGUCAAACUUGUGUUUGAUCCCGUGGAGCUCAGCGUGCUCUUCUGCAAGUUCAUUCAAAGCAUCCCUGACAACCAGUUAGUUCGCCAGAAACUGAACUGCAUGACCAAGAUAGUGGAGAGCAAUCUUUUCUGGCAGUCCGAGUGCAGAGAGGUGCUGCUGCCGCUGCUGAUAGACCAGCUCAGCGGCCAGUUAGAUGACAACUCCAGCAAGCCCGACCAUGAGGCCAGCUCGCAGCUCCUGAGCAACAUCCUGGAAGUGCUGGACAGGAAGGAUGUGGGCCCCACGGCGAUGCACAUCCAGCUGAUAAUGGAACGGCUGCUGAGAAGGAUUAACCGGACCGUGAUUGGGAUGAGCCGACAAUCUCCCCAUAUUGGGAGCUUUGUGGCGUGUAUGAUUGCGACCCUGCGGCAGAUGGAUGACAGUCACUAUGGCCACUACAUCAGCACUUUCAAGACCAGACAAGACCUCGUUGAUUUCCUCAUGGAGACUUUCAUCAUGUUUAAGGAUCUGAUUGGAAAGAAUGUCUAUGCCAAAGACUGGAUGGUCAUGAAUAUGACACAGAGCAGAGUUUUCCUCCGUGCGAUAAAUCAGUUUACUGAGGUUCUCACAAAGUUCUUUAUGGAUCAGACAAGCUUUGAACUUCAGCUCUGGAACAAUUACUUCCAUUUGGCAGUAGCAUUUCUCACCCACGAGUCCCUUCAGCUUGAAAACUUCUCUCAAGCCAAGCGCAACAAAAUUGUCAAAAAGUAAGUGCCCUCUUAA
Molecule: messenger RNA, 3561 nt
Organism: Leptonychotes weddellii (Weddell seal)
Lineage: Eukaryota; Metazoa; Chordata; Mammalia; Carnivora; Phocidae
Source: RefSeq, a predicted model, not a curated record